Molecule: messenger RNA, 1080 nt
Organism: Psilocybe cubensis
Lineage: Eukaryota; Fungi; Basidiomycota; Agaricomycetes; Agaricales; Agrocybaceae
Exons: 11
Coding region: 1-1080 (359 amino acids)
Biological process (GO): hydrogen peroxide catabolic process; cellular response to oxidative stress; response to reactive oxygen species
Molecular function (GO): heme binding; peroxidase activity
Source: RefSeq, a predicted model, not a curated record
AUGGCUUUCGGUUAUCUCGCUGCUCUCGCUGCUAUUGCCCUCACAGCAUCACAAUCGGCUUACGCUGCUACUACCUCUGCUAGGCGGGUAACCUGUGCCACUGGUCAGGUCACAACCAACGCCGCGUGUUGUGCUCUUUUCCCUGUCGUUGACUUUAUUCAGGAGAACCUUUUCGACGGUGGAGAGUGCGGUGAAGAGGCGCACUCUGCCCUUCGCCUCUCAUUCCACGAUGCCAUUGGCUUCUCUCUUCACGGCGGAAACAGGGGCGGAGGCGCCGACGGAUCAAUUCUCGCAUUCAGCGACAUUGAAACUGCCUUCCACGCCAAUGGCGGGAUUGACGAUAUUACUGCCCGCCAGCUUCCAGUCUUCCAGGCUCUCAACUUGACCGCCGGCGACUUUGUUCAUCUUGCAGCCGCGAUUGGUACAGCUAACUGCCCAGGUGCUCCCCAGCUCGAAUUCCAAUUUGGUCGCCCACCACCGCUUGCUCCUGCCCCUGAUCUGACUAUUCCGGAACCCACUGAUAGCGUCACCAAGAUUUUGGAACGCUUCGCCGAUGCAGGCUUCAGCCCCAAAGAAGCAGUUGCCCUGCUUGCCUCCCACACCAUCGCUGCAGCCGAUGUUGUUGACCCCACUAUCCCGGGAACACCUUUUGACUCAACCGUUGGAACCUUCGAUUCACAAGUUUUCCUCGAGGUUCUCUUGAAGGGAAAACUAUUCCCAGGUAACGGUUCUCAGCCCGGCGAAGUUCUCUCUCCAUUGGCUGGUGAAAUGCGUCUUCAGAGUGACUUCGUCAUCUCUCAAGAUUCCAGGACCGCUUGUUUCUGGCAAGAAAUGAUCAACAACCAGCAAUUCAUGAUGUCCCAAUUCAAAGCCGCUAUGGCUAAACUUCAAGUCCUUGGUCAAGACACCCGCAAGCUCAUUGAUUGCUCUGAUGUUGUGCCUGUUCCCAAACCCUUCACCCAGGCAAUCAAAUACCCCGCCUCAUUCUCCAAAAAGGAUGUCCAAAUUGCUUGCAACUCACUUCCUUUCCCCAACCUGGCCACCGUCGCUGGUCCUGCCCCUACCGUUGCUCCUGUGUGA